Molecule: messenger RNA, 976 nt
Organism: Gorilla gorilla gorilla (western lowland gorilla)
Lineage: Eukaryota; Metazoa; Chordata; Mammalia; Primates; Hominidae
Gene: PRAP1
Product: proline rich acidic protein 1
Exons: 6
Coding region: 413-868 (151 amino acids)
Source: RefSeq, a predicted model, not a curated record
GACUCGGCUACAAACUCUGGAUGAGGGCUGGGGAUUGAGAGCUUCCCGGAGAGCAUCACAAGAAGGCAUCGCAUGCUCUCGAAGGCAUCUGAAGUCCCGGGACUGCUUGGUGUUGUCACCACGAGUCCUUCGGCCAUUCCCGGAACAGUCAUGUGUGGCAGGCCCUGAGCAGGCAGCUGGGUGUCCCCGCUCAGAUCCAGGCCCGAGUGGGCUGGGCGGCUGCAGAGCCAGUCACCUGAGCUACCCAGGGUGGGAUCCCUGGCCCCGACCUCUGUCCUGACACGCCCCAAGCGGCAGCAACAAAGCCCCAAUUGGCCUGGGCCUGGGCAGGAGGAGCUGGGCCAGGUGCCAGAUACUGGAAUCAGCCACUGCAGCUCCCUGAGCACUCUCUACAGAGACGCGGACCCCAGACAUGAGGAGGCUCCUCCUGGUCACCAGCCUGGUGGCUGUGCUGCUGUGGGAGGCAGGUGCGGCCCCAGCACCCAAGGUCCCUAUCAAGAUGCAAGUCAAACAUCGGCCCUCAGAGCAGGACCCAGAGAACAGGGCCUGGGGCGCCCGUGCGGUGGAGCCUCCGGAGAAGGACGACCAGCUGGUGGUGCUGUUCCCUGUCCAGAAGCCGAAACUCUUGACCACCGAGAAGCCACCAGGUCAGGGCAGGGGCCCCAUCCUUCCAGGCACCAAGGCCUGGGUGGAGACCGAGGACACCCUGGGCCGUGUCCUGAGCCCCGAGCCCGACCACGACAGCCUGUACCACCCUCCGCCUGAGGAGGACCAGGGCAAGGAGAGGCCCCGGUUGUGGGUGAUGCCAAAUCACAGGGUGCUCCUGGGACCGGAGGAAGACGAAGACCACAUCUACCACCCCCAGUAGGGCUCCAGGGGCCAUCACUGCCCCCGCCCUGUCCCAAGGCCCAGGCUGUUGGGACUGGGACCCUCCCUACCCUGCCCCAGCUAGACAAAUAAACCCCAGCAGGCCGGG